GUAAACAUGAAGACGCACAUAAUUCAUUUGCAUGUUUUUUUGACCGCGGGUUUUGUUUGUCUUUCGACUGAACAUUUUAAAACUAAAUAGUCCCUCAUGGCCCGUUUAAUCUGAAGAGUAAAUAGGGCCCAUUUUUCGCUACGGCGACGUUGCUUUUUCCCAUUCGACCGCAUAUUUUUUAAGGUUUGGCACGAAUGAAUAUCAGCGGGAGCAGUGUUGCAAUGUUCCUCAAACGGGUACGUCUGGUCGUCUUCUUUGGAGUGGUGGUUGCAUUACUUCUUGCUUUCCUGUGUGGUACACGUGGGGAGGAUGAUGAAGAUACUAGAGGGGAGAAAGAUGUCGGAGAUGGCAUACAAGAACAACUUGCAAAGGUGGUCCAACCUUUACAAGACAGAAUCAAGGAAUUGGAAAAACAAACUGUUAAAAAAUACCCAGAAGUUCGAUACCUACCUGAAAGUGGCAGGAAAAGGAUUUUGAUAACUGGGGGAGCCGGGUUUGUAGGUUCCCACCUAACAGACAGCUUGAUGAUGCAAGGUCACGAGGUCACCGUGGUGGAUAAUUUCUUCACCGGGCGCAAGCGUAACAUCGAGCACUGGGUGGGACACCCAAACUUUGAGCUCAUCAACCAUGACGUCGUUGAACCUCUCCUUAUAGAAGUGGAUCAGAUCUACCAUCUGGCAUGCCCAGCCUCCCCUCCCCACUACAUGUACAACCCCAUCAAGACGAUUAAGACAAGCUCGCUGGGAAUGCUGAACAUGUUGGGUCUCGCCAAGAGAACGAGGGCCAGGAUUCUACAGGCUUCUACCUCGGAGGUCUACGGAGAUCCCCAAGAGCACCCACAGAAUGAAGAGUACUGGGGCCAUGUGAACCCAAUUGGCCCUAGAGCCUGCUAUGAUGAGGGGAAAAGAGUAGCAGAGACCAUGUGUUACGCCUACGCCAAACAGGACAAAGUGGAAGUGCGCGUCGCCAGAAUCUUCAAUACCUUCGGGCCACGCAUGCACAUGAACGACGGCCGGGUGGUCAGUAACUUCAUUCUACAGUCUCUACAGAAUGAACCCAUCACAGUGUACGGCUCCGGGAAACAAUCACGCUCAUUCCAAUAUGUCAGUGAUCUUGUGAGUGGUCUCAUCAAAUUAAUGAACUCUGAUGAAUCCACCCCUGUCAAUUUGGGAAAUCCAGAGGAACACACCAUCAUGGAAUUUGCAGAAAUUAUUAAAAGUAAAAUUGGCGGUGACAGUGGUAUUAAAAAUGUAGCAGCUGCGGAAGACGAUCCACAGCGGAGGAAACCAGAUAUUAGCAAAGCUAAAAGAAUACUAGGAUGGGAGCCAGUGGUGCCACUGGAUGAAGGACUGAAGAAGACGAUAGACUACUUCCGAGCUGAACUUGAGCAUGCAGAAAGAAUGAAGGAGGUGUCGUCAAAACUAGAGAUCUAAUAUUGAAGGGGCUCAAGUAUCAUGGCUGCAAUAAGUGUCCGGUUGUGACUAGUAUCCUCACUGAUUUGUGCUUAGCAGAAACAAAGUGCUUAGCAUGAUUUUCUGCCCCGUUGUGUUAUGGGUGAAUGAAUGUUUUUUUUUCGAUGGAUGUUCGAAUUAUGGUUAGGGAUAUUUUGUUUUAAUACAACCGAAACAUGUGCCAAAUACUGUGUUCUUGAAGUGUUUCUGAAUGAGCAGUGACGUGCGUGACAUGGCUAGGGACUCGGUGCAACAUACUUGAGCUUUAGUGUUCGAGUCUGACACUUAAGCAAGACACUUUAACCCCUUUUGCUUCGUCCUUGAAACAGGAAAAUGAUAAUGCAUUAGGUCCCAUGUGUUUUGUAGUGGAGUCAGAGAACAACAAACACAUAUUGCUGUAAAGAAGGCAUCUGCAUUUUAUUUACAGCACAGUUGGCAGAAAUAAACCAUUACUUUGACAAGGUUUCAUAAUUCUUAACUGUGACAUGUUUGUCUUAAAUAUUUGCUGCACUGCUUAUUUAUUGACUUUUUAUUGAGCCAUUAUGAUUUGCAUUAAAAUAAUCCAAUACUAAUUCAAUGAAAUACAAUAGAUCUACAUUAUGCAAUUUUUUUUUUUUAAUUUUUAGGAAAAACUAUUUUGGACCAAUUACUAAAGUAAAUAAAUGGAAUACUGCAAAAUGUUGGUGGUACUUAUUAUUUCAAAAGUUUGUUCUUAAGGUGUGGUAUCACUUUUUGAUAUACUAAAUAAAUAUGGAUCAAAUGAAAUGUUCUGCAUCUUAAAAAGUGAAGGUAUUUUGUAAAUUUUGUUGCUGUUAAAUUAUGCAAUCAAAAACUCAAAUUCUUACCUUGUGCCUUGGGGAAUUGGUGGUUCAAACAUCAGCAAUGACUGAAUCUUGUAUUUUGUAAGCUUUUAAAUAUUGAAGCUGAGAAAAAUCAUCUUAGAGAAAAAGAUUAGGCGUUGUAAAUAGAUAGCUUUUCAUAUUAUUAUUAGAUUACUUUUUUUUUUAAUGAUACCUAUUUCAAACCAUUGGAGGUAUUUUGCGAACAAAAUUGGAACCGAACUGGAACCUGGACUGUCCUCUGGUCAGCAAGCACAAUCGAUGCUCUAGCAAUGCUCCGUGAGAGUCUUGGGAAUCCCAGUUGAGUUCCCUGUAAUUUUAUUUUAUUGUAUUAUUAUUUGUGUUGGUUUUGGAGCUUGAUGGGGGGGGGGGUUCAUAUUUGUGUUGAACCUUGAUGUCCGGCCGGGCAAGAUUCUGAAACCCACCUUACCCCCCCCCCCCAUACAUCCCCUUCCUCACCCCCUCUCGUAAUGGUCCUAAUUCUUGGACUUGAAGACCUGUCAUGGGUGACAUCUUUACCGGUCAGAUUUGUCUCGGGGAUCGGUCGGGAUUGAAUCUUGGUUCAGAGCGGGUUUAUGUUCGGAUCGUACCAACAGUCAGUGUGUCCGAAUAAAUAGCGGCUACAUCUUUGGCUACAGAUUUCCGCAUCAUCGUGUGUUGAAGAAUUGUUUGUCCUUAGCAACACACUUAGCAACAGUCGUAGUCGUAAGCCGUAACCACCAGUCGGAGACGGUCCGGGUCUAACUGUGUCUGUAUAUAUUGGUUGUUUUUUUUGUAAAAAGAAUUUGCACCACAGUACUGCUGUUCAUGCACAGUGUCUACAAUCGCUUGGUUUUCUUCAUAAUAUUGUUUUGCAUUUUGUUUCUUUUUUCUUUUAACUGGGUUUAGUAGGGCAUUGGUUUUGUAAUAAUAAAGGAGAAAGAGUUUUCAAAUUUACUUUGACCUGUUUGUUUGAUAUGUGCACAACAUUGGUUAGAUUGAACAAAUGCCAACAAAAUGUUCAAAGAUUUGCACACGACUUAUGUUUUCAGAAAACUAUGUUUAUGUGUUUAAUAAUUCUUAGCAUUUUCUUUGAACUUUCUGUACAGCCAUAAUAUUUUAAUUGAUGAAAUUACAUUGUGAUUUUUAUUUUUUAUUUUUAAUAAGUUAAUUAUUAUUCCCCAUAUUUUCCUGAUCGAAACUAUUGUGAGGAGAUUAUUUCAAUGAAAAAUUAAUUAAA
Molecule: messenger RNA, 3509 nt
Organism: Asterias rubens (European starfish)
Lineage: Eukaryota; Metazoa; Echinodermata; Asteroidea; Forcipulatida; Asteriidae
Product: UDP-glucuronic acid decarboxylase 1-like
Exons: 14
Coding region: 195-1433 (412 amino acids)
Biological process (GO): D-xylose metabolic process
Cellular component (GO): cytoplasm
Molecular function (GO): UDP-glucuronate decarboxylase activity; NAD+ binding
Source: RefSeq, a predicted model, not a curated record